GGCCGUGACGUCACAGGUAAACAUGGCGUGCUACCUGGGACGGUCAGCUGCCGGGCUGCUGAAAAAUGUCGGCCUUCCCGCUUUCAGGGGCACUACCACGCCCCUCCUGCGCCACUGCUCCAUCGCCCACACCGUCAAGGUCCGGAACACCAUCAAGAAGAAGCACAAUGAGGCUAUGCUCGGCGGAGGGCAGAAGAGGAUUGAGGCCCAGCACAGGAAGGGCAAGUUGACUGCCCGAGAAAGGGUGGCACUACUGUGUGAUCCAGGAAGCUUUGUAGAGUUUGAUGCCUUUGCUGAGCACACCUGCUCAGACUUUGGCAUGCAGAAUCAGAAGUUUUCAGGUGACUCCGUGGUGACAGGCCAUGGAUUUAUCCACGGCCGAUUGGUGUACGUAUUUAGUCAAGAUUUUACAGUAUUUGGAGGUUCAUUGUCAUCAAUCCAUGCUAAAAAGAUAUGCAAGAUCAUGGACCAGGCAAUGCUUGUUGGUGCCCCAGUGAUUGGCCUGAAUGACUCUGGUGGAGCAAGGAUUCAGGAGGGAGUUGAGUCACUUGCUGGUUAUGCUGACAUCUUUCAGCGUAAUGUCUUGUCUUCAGGUGUCAUCCCACAGAUCUCCCUCAUCAUGGGGCCAUGUGCUGGUGGUGCUGUUUACUCGCCAGCUCUGACAGACUUCACUUUCAUGGUAGAGGACAGCUCAUACUUAUUCAUCACAGGACCAGAUGUGGUGAAGGCAGUAACCAAUGAGGAUGUAACACAGGAGGAGCUGGGAGGUGCCCGCACACACACCACACUGUCUGGUGUUGCCCACAAGGCUUUCCACAAUGAUAUCCAUGCACUGUUGAACCUCAGAACCUUCAUGAACUACCUGCCACAGAGCAACCAGGAUCCAUCACCCAUCAGGAAGUGUGAUGAUCCUUGGGACCGUGAUGUGCCAGGGCUGGACACUGUCAUUCCUCUUGAGACCACAGCAGCGUACAAUAUGCUGGAUGUUGUGCAGAGUAUUGUGGAUGAAGGGGACUUUUUUGAGAUCAUGCCGAACUAUGCCAAAAACAUUAUUAUUGGGUUUGCCCGGAUGAAUGGACGCACAGUGGGCAUUGUGGGCAACCAACCAAAGGCAGCUGCAGGGUGUCUGGACAUCAAUUCAUCAGUGAAGGGGGCAAGAUUUGUACGGUUCUGCGAUGCCUUCAACAUUCCCUUGGUGACGUUUGUGGAUGUGCCAGGCUUUCUCCCAGGCACAGCUCAGGAGUAUGGCGGCAUCAUUCGACAUGGAGCCAAGUUAUUGUUUGCAUUUGCUGAAGCAACUGUUCCCAAAAUAACAGUGAUUACUCGUAAAGCUUAUGGUGGUGCCUAUGACGUUAUGUCCUCGAAACACCUGCGGGGAGAUAUGAACUACACGUGGCCAACUGCUGAGGUUGCAGUGAUGGGAGCCAAGGGGGCUGUCUCAAUCUUGUAUCGUGGGGAGAAAGAUGUCGCACAUAUUGAACAGGACUACAUGGAUAAGUUUGGGAAUCCAUUCCCGGCUGCUGUGAGAGGAUUUGUUGACGACAUCAUAGAACCUCGUACCACCCGCAGGAGAAUUUGUCAGGACCUGGACAAACUAGCCACCAAGAAACUAACCAAUCCACCAAAGAAGCAUGCCAACAUCCCAUUGUAAUUUAUGCAACUGAAGAUUCAGUGGUAUGAUGUAGAUUUGUGAUCGUAUUCAUCAAUUGUUGUGAUAUGUAAUUUAUUAUUGGUAUAAUUGAUGGAAAGUGGUGAAUAUUAAUAAUAAUAAUUUCCUGUAUAAAAUAUUUUUUUUAGUAUUGUAUUAUGUCUCACAAUAUACAGUUCAGAAUAUA
Eriocheir sinensis (Chinese mitten crab) is the source of this 1835-nucleotide messenger RNA. Its product is annotated as propionyl-CoA carboxylase beta chain, mitochondrial-like. The record is from RefSeq and is a predicted model, not a curated record. Lineage: Eukaryota; Metazoa; Arthropoda; Malacostraca; Decapoda; Varunidae. Gene Ontology annotation, cellular component: mitochondrion. Gene Ontology annotation, molecular function: propionyl-CoA carboxylase activity. The transcript is spliced from 10 exons. The coding region runs from base 23 to 1651 and encodes 542 amino acids.